This is a messenger RNA of Planococcus citri (citrus mealybug), 2552 nucleotides long. RefSeq names its product cationic amino acid transporter 2-like. Gene Ontology annotation, cellular component: plasma membrane. Bases 441 to 2288 code for a protein of 615 amino acids. The transcript has 14 exons. The record is from RefSeq and is a predicted model, not a curated record. Gene Ontology annotation, biological process: L-arginine import across plasma membrane; L-ornithine transmembrane transport. Gene Ontology annotation, molecular function: L-ornithine transmembrane transporter activity; L-arginine transmembrane transporter activity; L-lysine transmembrane transporter activity. NCBI's taxonomy places the organism in Eukaryota, Metazoa, Arthropoda, Insecta, Hemiptera, Pseudococcidae.
CCGAGCAAGGUAAAAUUCACGACGAAGAAUGGUCGUGUGAAAUCGUCGAUACACAUGAUGUUGGGUACUUGGUUAGAGUGCAAACUGUCUCAUUGAUAUAGAAAUUUGCUUACUUCGCCAAUCGACAGUCAACCAGUUAGAUUUACGUUUCGAAAUUGUCGUCGCUUGCCACUUGGUGACGAAUAAGAAGUCUCCUGUUCGCAGUUUUCCACUAUGAUCUAUGAGAUCUGCUAUUCGAACGCAUCCCAGCAACAACUUUUUUUUCAAAUUGUGUGAAUGAAUGCGAAAAUUAAUUCAUUAUCUUCGCGAUGCGUGCAUUUGAUGUGCUGUUGUAGUACGUGCGGUGAUCAUAUCGGAUUCGCGGUUACGAGAAUUACAUUUUUGUGGGUGUUUUUUUAUUUUUAUUGUAAAUCCAUCGAUAAUUUUUAAUUUUAAUCAAUAUGCAGAUCGAAACGAGAAAUACGUGUUCGUGGAUAAGAGGAGUAUCUUCUGCAUUUACCAGACGAAAAACGGAUAUACCUGGAGAAGUAACUGACUCAAAAUUAGCACGUGUUUUAGGAUUGGUCGAUCUGACAUCUUUAGGUGUUGGUUCAACUCUUGGCUUAGGAGUUUAUGUUCUUGCAGGAGCAGUUGCCCUUAAUGAAGCUGGCCCAGCUGUAUCAAUUUCAUUUCUAAUUGCAGCCAUUGCAUCUGCUUUCGCUGGUUUAUGCUAUGCAGAAUUUGCAUCGAGAGUGCCGCGAGCAGGAUCAGCUUAUGUAUAUUGUUACGUCACUGUCGGCGAGUUUACUGCCUUCGUGAUAGGAUGGAAUUUAGUAUUAGAAUACGCGAUAGGCACAGCGGCCGUAGCCAAAGGAUUAAGCAAUUAUGUGGAUGCUUUGAGCGGAAAAGCAAUGGAAAACGCAUUGAAAGAUUGGCUCCCCAUGCACAUUCCAUUUCUGGCACCUUAUCCUGAUUUUUUCGCUUGUAGUAUCGUUUUAGUGUUGACAUUAUUACUGGCACGCGGUGUAAAAGAAUCCUCUUCUGUCAACAAUGCAUUCACAGUGGUUAAUUUAAUUACCGUGGUGAUCGUUAUAGUUGCAGGAGCUUAUAAAGCUAAUCCUAGUUAUUGGUCAAUACCAAAAGAAGAAAUACCUCCGGGUGUCCGAGGUGGUGAAGGUGGUUAUAUUCCUUUUGGCUGGUCGGGAGUUUUAGCCGGAGCUGCUAAAUGUUUUUUCGGAUAUAUUGGUUUCGAUGUGAUAGCUACCACGGGAGACGAAGCGAAAAAUCCUAAACGUAACAUUCCAUUGGCUAUAAUUCUCUCAUUGCUUAUAAUUUUUAUGGCCUAUUUUGGUGUUGCUACAGUUUUGACCAUGUUGCUUCCUUAUUACAAACAAGAUGCUAAUGCACCUCUACCGCUUGCAUUUUCUGAAGUACAAAUGCCUGCGUUGAUGUAUAUUAUAUCGAUUGGAGCUAUUUGUGCAUUAUGUGCCAGUUUACUCGGAGCAAUUUUUCCAUUGCCAAGAAUCUUAUUUGCGAUGGCAGAUGAUGGAUUACUUUUUUCCUGUUUCGCCGAAGUAAAUAAAUUUACGAAAACUCCAGUCAAAGCAACGCUUAUAUCAGGAGUAUUAGCGGGAUGCGUAUCCUGUGUAUUUGAUUUAACGCAGUUGAUUGAUAUGAUGUCGAUAGGCACAUUACUAGCUUACACGAUCGUGGCACUGUGCAUUCUCAUUUUGAGGUAUAGAGAAGAUGCGGAAGGUUACAAACAAUCAUCCUCGCUAUUUCAAAAUACUAAUCCAGAAUCGAAAUCGUCUAUAAACAAUAUUUGGAAUACUUUCAAAGUUGCAUUUAAUUUAAAUAAGUCUAAAUAUCCUACUACGUGUUCUCAAAAAAUGGCACUAUGGUCGCUGUUCACUUUUGUUAUUUCCGUUGCAUUGCUAUGUUUCUUUUUCAUUUAUGGUAGCAGAAUUAUUCGUAACGAGAAUAUCUUUUUGUACAUCUUACUGGUAUUCCUAGUUGUGUGUAUUUUGAGUUUUGUGAUAUUAAGUAGACAACCGCAGGCUAGUUUAUCACUUCCAUUCCAGGUUCCUCUUGUACCGUUGGUACCAUUUUGCAGUAUAAGCAUGAACAUUUAUUUAAUGCUGAAAUUAGACAUCCAUACGUGGGUUAGAUUUAUUUUUUGGUUGGCAAUAGGUUUCGUAAUUUACUUUACUUACUCAAUAAAACACAGCAUCGAAGGAAAAAAACAUAAAGCCCUUCAGCAACAUCGCGCGGAAUUGAAUAAAAAUAAUGAAAUAGACUUAAAAACUUGAGAAUAAAGAACAGUAUUAAAAAGAUCCACCCAACGAAUGAAAUACUUAUCUAUCAUUUAAUUUUUUAGUGCAUAGAUAUUUUUUUAUCAAGUAUCAUUUUUGUACGUACUUUUUGCACUAGUCAAUUUUGUAAAAUUAUUCAAGUUUGUAUUUUUUUUUUUUUCACCACAUCGUAUUAAAAGUAUGCUGAUAAGAAUGAUUUUUAAAAGAAAGGCAAGAAUAAACCCUGAAAUAUUACUGAUGAAUAAAAUCAGAACUACCUAA